UCUGCCUUGGCCUCCCAAAGUGCUGGGAUUACAGGUAUGAGUCACCACACCUGGCCAGAUCCAAAAUGUUAAAGGAUGAAGAGGAUGUUAGGUAAAGAUACAAAGUUCAAUUUGUAGAGAUGCAUAGUAACUUCCACAGGCAUUAAGUGGAAAAGUGAGAAUGGGUUGUAAUGUUAGUUUGUUACUCAACAGAUGCUAGCUGUUUUAAUUAUACAUAAACACUACUGGCAGUAAAGGGAGAGCUUGAACAGAUGUCCAGGUGAAACUCCAGGGAGAGGAGCAAGGGAGUCAGAGUCAGUUCACUGAGCCUGUUUCUCCUGUGAAAUGGAUAAUGAGGUUGCCUUACUCACAGUGGUGGCAAGAGUCAGAGAUGGUUGCCACCUACACAGUGUUUAGGACUCUGAGAAGUGUUUGUGAGCCGUUUUGGAGGGGUGAACCUUUGUCCUUCAAGAGGGGCUGGAUUUUUGGCAGGACCUGAAAUAAUAACCAAGGAAGACCGCACAGUCACAAGCUGUCUCCCUGGGCUCGAGGUGGCUCCCACUCAGGGAAGGGGACGGGGGUGUCAGCCACUGCAUCAGGACCUGAGGUCAUCACUUCCUGGGGGAGGGAGGUAAACCUUUACAGGUAAGGAAAGUGAGAUCUAGAGACAGAGUCAUUUGUGAGCACGCCAGGCUGAUGCGUGGCAGGGGGAAAGUUCAAAUCUGGGGAGGGUCUGACCCCAAAGUCCAGCAUCCCUGGAGCGUCCUGCCCAUGUCAGGUGUUUGGAUUAAUGGGACAUCCCAGAAAUAGUGUGUGCAGCCUCCCAGGGGACAGCUUCCACUGUCAGGCACCCAGACCAGUCCGCCGUGGAGAGCAGCAGCCUGCAGAUGGGUCACCAGCGCUCAAUGGGACAGAUGCUGGCAUGGCAUUGGGAUGUCACAUGCAUACCCCCCCACUGGACACGAGGAUUCCAGGGGCUCAUGGGAUCUGCCUGCUGCACCCACAGGUGUGGCAGGCGUGCUUGUGGGACACCCGUUUGACACAGUCAAGGUGCGGCUUCAGGUCCAGAGCGUGGAGAAGCCUCAGUACCGCGGGACGCUGCACUGCUUCAAGUCCAUCAUCAAGCAAGAGAGUGUGCUGGGUCUGUACAAGGGCCUGGGCUCGCCGCUCAUGGGGCUCACCUUCAUCAACGCGCUGGUGUUUGGGGUACAGGGCAACACCCUCCGGGCCCUGGGCCACGACUCGCCUCUCAACCAGUUCCUGGCAGGCGCAGCGGCGGGCGCCAUCCAGUGCGUCAUCUGCUGCCCCAUGGAGCUGGCCAAGACGCGGCUGCAGCUGCAGGAUGCGGGCCCGGCACGCACCUACAAGGGCUCGCUGGACUGCCUCGUGCAGAUCUACGGGCACGAGGGUCUGCGUGGCGUCAACCGGGGCAUGGUGUCCACGCUGCUGCGAGAGACGCCCAGCUUUGGCGUCUACUUCCUCACCUACGACGCGCUCACGCGGGCGCUGGGCUGCGAGCCGGGCGACCGCCUGCUGGUGCCCAAGCUGCUGCUGGCAGGUGGCACGUCGGGCAUCAUGUCCUGGCUCUCCACCUACCCUGUGGACGUGGUCAAGUCACGGCUGCAGGCCGACGGGCUGCGGGGAGCCCCGCGCUACAGCGGCAUCCUGGACUGCGUGCGCCAGAGCUACCGCGCCGAGGGCUGGCGCGUCUUCACACGGGGACUGGCGUCCACGCUGCUGCGCGCCUUCCCCGUCAACGCCGCCACCUUCGCCACGGUCACCGUGGUGCUCACCUACGCGCGCGGCGAGGAGGCCGGGCCCGAGGGCGAGGCUGUGCCCGCCGCCCCUGCGGGGCCCGCUCUGGCGCAGCCCUCCAGCCUGUGAGGCUCACCCCGCCCUCCUUCCCUAGGGCCCCUUCUCAGAAACCUGAGACAUAAAUUGGCCCCUGAGUCGAUUGCGGUGCUCCUGCUCGGAUGCCGGGGCCGUGGACUCUCAGACCUGGGCUGAAUUUUGCUGAUCAGCUGGGUGGCUUUGGCCGAGAACUUCACUUGCCUCAGUGUUCUCAUCUGUGAAAUAAGGACCCUCAUACCCACAUUGUAGAGUCACGAAGGUCAGAGAUGAUUCUGAGCGGCAGCCAGCACCUGGCCUGGCUGAGGCUGUUGCACCAUUCAUUAUCCUGGAAACUGAGGCAGACACUCCAGUCCCUUUCUGGGAUCCUGGCCAUGCCACUGUGUUCCUGCCCUGCAGGCUGGCUCCCAGGGGUCUCUGAUGGCCCACCAAGGGGCUGCCCAGGGACCUGACUCCACAUAUCCUCCACCCGGGAGGUUGGUGGGCCACCUCUGGUCUGUGUUAGGGACAGAGGAAAACUUGGUGUGCCUCCUGGUGUCGCAGAACUGGAUACUCUGCAUACCCCAGCUUCUCCACAUGCCACUGCUAGGGGUACCCCAGCUGCUGCCACUCCUGCUGGAGGGUGAACUGGGGACCCUCCACCCUCCGGGAAGCCAUGGAGUCUGCUGGAGGCACCAUAUCAGCCAACGGGACUAGAGUGGGGAGCAGACAGACCAGUGGGUGGAGGUCUCGACAGUUCAAGUGUGAUGCAGCUGUGGCAAGGAGAAAUCCUUCCACCUCUGAGCCUCAGGCUGCCUGUACGUAAAAUGGGGACAUGGCCAGCUGAUGGACAACUGAGUCUCUGGCCCAGCCAUCACCGCCAGCCAGGAUCCCCCACGGUGUGCAGAGGGCUCAGCAGAAAACAAUAUGGGAUCCCCCUCACCAGGGCUGGAACACCUCCAGCCACAAAGAAGCCAAAGGUCAGUUCCCUUGCUCCCCAGCAAACGGUGCCUCCUAGGCAUUCUCAGAGCCAGGGCUUCAUCCCUGUGAAGGCACAGGGUCAGCUAGUGGGCACGGGGGUGGCUAGUUGGGGCCUGGGGCAGAAGAAGGCGGUACCAGGCAUCCUGGGGAAUAUGCUUAAUGAAGACGACACUGGGCUUUGCACAGCCUGGUGUCGCUGUACAGAAACUGUCAAGCGAAUAAAGUUUUCUUUGUUUUUUAA
This is a messenger RNA of Rhinopithecus roxellana (golden snub-nosed monkey), 3028 nucleotides long. RefSeq names its product solute carrier family 25 member 29 (gene SLC25A29). Gene Ontology annotation, molecular function: high-affinity L-arginine transmembrane transporter activity. The transcript has 4 exons. NCBI's taxonomy places the organism in Eukaryota, Metazoa, Chordata, Mammalia, Primates, Cercopithecidae. The coding region runs from base 913 to 1863 and encodes 316 amino acids. The record is from RefSeq and is a predicted model, not a curated record. Gene Ontology annotation, cellular component: mitochondrion. Gene Ontology annotation, biological process: mitochondrial L-ornithine transmembrane transport.